CAUAAGGACUGACGUGUGGCCGGUGUGUGGUUCACGAUCGCAGACGAGUGGCCUUUCAGGGAGCCGUGGCGACCGAAUAGUAAACCAACUCUAAACGAGGGCUUUUCGAAACCCCGUUGUACGCCUCCGCUUUGUGUGUCACACCGUCAUUAAUCCGAUGUGGAGUCGAUGUUUGUGUGCAUUCAUACUGCGAUCCGCUCAGAAUAACACGUGUUACAACAUUGGAGGCGAUCUAACAUCGCUAUUAUAUGUAUAUAGCAUUUAUUUAACAACGUCGACAACAUUACCCAUCAUCAUGACGAAAAAAAAUAAUUUAUAUUAAAACAAAAUUAAAAACCGCACCAGCAGUCAUGUGGGAUUCGAACCACUCAUCAUGCCCGACCUCUCUGAUGAGUUUUCUGACCUACUUCUAAGACAGAGAGUUUCUGAACACACUAUUCAUGCAACAUUGACCCAGAAUCCAUUAUAUCAAGGAUUUUGGUACCUAAACGUCACACAAUUAGCAUUUUGCUAACUACUUCUGUCCCUGUACUCUCAAUGUGUGUUUUUGUAGGAAUUCUGUACACGACGUCGGAUGUGUCCAAACGCACCAGUCCCGCUGUUAUAGAGCUCCGAGCCCAAACAUGGUGAAGGUGGAGCUGGACCAGGUGGUGAUGAGGAGGAUGAAGGAGGACGACAUAGAGAUGGUCAAAGCCCUCAUCAAGGAGGGCUGCGAGGGCACAGAAAACCGUCUUAUCCUCCACGUCCUCACUCGUCCGCUCUGCCUCUUCAUCCUGGCUGUUUGCUCCUCAAUGCUGCGCUGCCUCGUGCAUUCCUUCGUCCUGACCCUCGCUAUUCCCGUCUUCCUGCUAAUUGUUUUUCUCAAAAUCACCAUGCCGCGGUCCACAGGGGUUCUGGGCAGCGUCCGGCCCUACUGGGACUACGUGGGCAGCAGCUACCGAGGGACACAGGACGAGACACUGCCCAAUCCAUUCAGCGGGAUCAGCGGCAAGACACCCGGGGCUAGAAAGCCGAGGCGCAGGGUCGCACCCAAAGACAAGGGCGCCGAUCUGCCAACAGAAAAUGUCACCCCAGAGCGGGAGCAGGAGGCAGGGCAGAUCUGGGUGGCGGAGUGCGAUGGCGAGAUCCUCGGCUGCAUCUUCAGGGAAAGCGAGAAGCGGGCCGACGUGACGAGGAUCUGCAGGUUGGUGACGGGCUGCUGGUACCGCAGGGAGGGUCUGGGCCGGCUGCUGGUCCAGGGCCUGGAGCAGAGGGAGCGGGAGGCCGGCGCGCGCAGAGUGUACGCUCACGUCCCUCACCCGUCCAAACUGGGGGAGACCUUCUUUAGGAAGCUGGGCUAUCGGCAAUUUGGGGAGGGGGCCCAUGCAAAAGAAGACAGAGACGACGAUGAGGAGGAGGAGGAGGAGGAGGAGAGAAAGCUUGAGCCUCCAGAGAGAGGCUUUCUGGGAUACCCCCUCACUAAAGUGUUUUACAAAGACCUGUGAUGGAGUGAUGAUGGACUCGUGGAGAUAAAAGGGAGUCAUUGGAAUGGCUGGAGGUAAAGAAGCCAUAGCACAAGUUCUCACGGCUGCCGCUUGUGUGGAUAUUUGUUUAUUUCAUAUUUUGUGUUAUUUAUCCAAGUAUUUGUUUACUGUAUUUGUUGCUUUUCUGUUAGUUUGAACUGUAUUUUUACCUUUUUCUCCAAUAAAGAACCUUCUCUCUGUUCAACAAAUGGUUGUUAUUUAAAAAUGUAAUAAUAGCCACAAUCAUGCUGUUCUCUCAUCAUUAAUAAUCAAAUGAAAUAUUUAUGUAAAAUGUGCGUUUCCAUACGGUGUGUUUGCAUGUUUUUUUUCCCCAAGGCUUCCACACAGUAAAGGAUGUGUGUGAUUGCACACAUUUGUUUGUGUGAAAGGAUACAGAUGUGUAGGAGGAUGUGUGGUUUUGGUGAAUCUGCAGAAUUCUUCUGCUUUUAUCUUUAGUUGCUCAGCGUCACGUAUGUUGUGAGUCUGCUAGAACUCCUGCAUCAGCCUGUGUUCUUUUAU
Messenger RNA from Pungitius pungitius (ninespine stickleback), 2021 nucleotides. RefSeq names its product N-acetyltransferase 14 (GCN5-related, putative) (gene nat14). The transcript has 3 exons. Gene Ontology annotation, molecular function: N-acetyltransferase activity. The coding region runs from base 624 to 1484 and encodes 286 amino acids. The record is from RefSeq and is a predicted model, not a curated record. Lineage: Eukaryota; Metazoa; Chordata; Actinopteri; Perciformes; Gasterosteidae.